AUGGAAAGCGCUCCUAGAGUCAGCUAUGUUUCUGUUGCCAGUGGCUUACUAGCUGGUAUCACUUCAGCGGGUCUCUUUAAUCCAAUUGAUAGGGCCUUGUAUCUGAGUGUCAAGAACGAAAUUCCUUUUCUGUCCAAAGAGAAUUUUGCCAGUCCAUAUACUGGUUUCUUUCAGUCAGUGGGACAUCGAGCCAUCUCAGGCGGCCUGUAUUAUCCAUUGGAACAGUUUUUCCUAACCCAAAUGUCCCCAACCCCUGCUAUGCUUUUGACGAGUGGUGCCGGAAAUACUACCGUCCACAACUUUCUAGCAGGAACAGCCGCGGGUUCUUGCAAUGCUAUCAUUGUCAAUCCAAUAUCUGCUGUCAAAUACAAAACCUGGGGACGAGAGAAUCCUCGGGGAUUUUUUGUGGAAGCAGCGGAUAUGCUACGAAAAGGAGGUAUACGGCCGUUUACGAAUGGAAUGUUACCGACAGUUCUUCGUGAUUUGGUAUUUGGGGGCUGUUAUACUGUGAUAAGAUUCGAAUUGCAGUAUCGAUUUCAGCUGUCCAACAAUGAUUAUCAAUGGGCAGCCAAUAUGGCAGCUGCGGCCAUGGCAACCAUUGUUUCUGGUCCGUUCAACUUGGCACGGAAUGUACAGUACGCAACUCGGUCACACAAAGCGGCUGAUUCUGUGAUCGAGGUAUUUGUCAAUUUUUUGGGUGAGGUGAAGGAACUUCCAACAGCUCUGCAAAAAUGCAAACAUGUGCAAAAUCGGUUACGGAUAGGAUGGGGGACGGCCCGUGUGGCUAUAGGAAUGUCGUUUGGACAUUUCGUAUACGACCGUCUGCAUUCUACUUAUUAUCAAUUGCAAAAAGAAGGUAGAGUAAUAUGA
Molecule: messenger RNA, 870 nt
Organism: Cylindrotheca closterium
Lineage: Eukaryota; Bacillariophyta; Bacillariophyceae; Bacillariales; Bacillariaceae
Source: the annotation of a GenBank genome assembly